AGGUCGAUCUAUUUUAACAACUUCCAUAAGGUAUGAGCGGCGAUGUGGCGCGAAAAGUCAGCGGCUAAACGGUCUGGAGCCAGUUAUAUCCCUGGAAUGGCUGGGUGGACCGCACAUGCGCGGUACGUUCUCUCCUCCGAUCAAUGCGGCAGCAGGGAAAGGCAAAGAAGCCCCCGACUUUGAGGGACGGAAACCGUAAGGAAAAUACGGAUCAAACGAUGCGCUAAACAUCCGCUACCUUCUUACCUAUUUUUUUUAUUCAUUAUUGAGCUGCUGUAGCCUACAGCCAAGUCCGCUAUGAUGGAUAACCUGGCGUAAAUAUUAGGGAGUGAGAAAAAAAAAAUCCUAACAGACUAGACUGCUCUGUCUGCGUUGAGGAUAUUUUGACAUCAUGGACCGACAUGUGAAAUGCUCAGAUCUCAUGGAAAGGCCGCCUCGAGUAGACUCCGUGUACACCGGUCGGUCGUCUCAGCAGUAGUAGGCAUACUAGCCUACAUUCAAAGUUUUUUGGGAAAAGGACAUUUACUGCAUCGGAUUCCUGUAGAGGGGAUGUCCUCCGCCGCGCGUCGAGCCCCAGCGGCGGAGCGAUCUGCGGUCUAACGGAACAGUCAAACAGGGUGGAAAAUGAGCGAUGCGGCAGACGGCCCGGGGAUGAGACGGACUUUUAUCGUUCCGACCAUCACAUCUUUCGAUCACUACGACUUCACCAGGGCUAAGAUCAAAUGCAGCCUGACAUGGCUGGUUGCAAAAGCCUUCGGAUCGGAUGCGGUUCCGGAGGAGCUGGCCGAGCCCUUCUACCUGGACCAGUACGCCCAGGAGCACCUGAAGCCCCCGGUGGCCUGCCUGCUGCAGUCCGCCGAGCUCUACUGCCGCGCCGGGAGCCUGAUCCUCCGUAGCGACGCCGUCAAACCCCUGCUGGGACACAACGCCGUCAUCCAGGCGCUGGCGCAGAAGUGCCUGUACGUCACCGACCAGGACCGGCUGGUCACCGAGAGGGACCUGACCGGCUCGCCCAUACACAUGAGCUCCCACCUGGCCCUGAUCGACGCCCUGAUGAUGGCCUACACGGUGGAGAUGGUGAGCGUGGAGCGCGUCAUGUCCUGCAUCCACCGCUGCUCCUCCGCCGAGCCCUCGUACGCCGACGGACACGCGCAGGAGCUGCCCUACGACACGGAGGACGCCAUCGUCACCUGGAUCAACAAGGUAAACCAACACCUGAGGGACAUCGUGGUUGAGGAGCAGACUCUGAGAGAGGCCUUCUGCCAGGAGAGCCAGGUUACACGCAAGGCGCGCUACAGGAGAGAGCAGGCCCAGCAGAGGAGUGCUCCCCCGCUCCCCCUAGUGGAGAACCUGCUGAAGGACAACGCAGACGGCUGCUCCCUGGCUGCACUGCUGCACUUCUACUGUCCCCGGGCCGUUCCAAUGGACGAUAUCUGCCUGAAGGAGACCAUGUCCCUGGCUGACAGUCUGUACAACCUGCAGCUGGUGCAUGACUUCUGCAGGGACAACCUCAACCACUGCUGCCACUUCAGCCUGGAGGACAUGCUCUACACCCACGCCUCCAUCAAGAGUAACUACCUAGUGUUUAUGGCAGAGCUCUUCUGGUGGUUUGAAGUGGUAAAGCCCUCCUUCGUACAGCCGAGGGUGUUCGACCCACAAGCUUGUGAUCCGGUCCCAGCGACCAGGAGCAUGGCGCCAGUGUCCAGCCCCGUCAAAGAGAGCUAUGCAGACCGCCCAGCCAGCCCAGAGCCCACCCCUACUGAAGGUGCAAUGAAACGAUCCACCUCCAUGUCGUAUAUGGAAGGCUGCGUGGGGACGUGGCCCAAAGAGAACCGAUCACGCGGGAUUUCCUUUGAGAUCCCGCUGGACGGCGACCUAUCAGGGCUGUCCGGGGAAGGCUCCUCCCACCGCGGCGGCAUGACCCGCUCGGCCAGCUCCGACGGUCUGGGGUUCAAAGUUCACUAUGCAACGCGCGGCGGUGGCCUGAAGCGCCACCAGUCCCUCGUGCCCGUCGCCGUGAACGGACAGAAGGACAGCAGACACAUCGCCGAGGAGGAGGAGGACUACGGCUCCCAGAAGCCCCUGGGGCGGAACAACACGUUCUCGAUCAAGAACCAAAGCAGGUAUUCCAACGGCGGGAUCCCGGACGGCCCCCACCACGGUAACCACGGCAACCACGGCGGCCGCAUCAGCCCCACCACGCCCCCCAGCAUCGAGGAGGCCUUGAAGAUCAUCCACGACAACGAGCGGCCCCACGCCAGCCUGGGCCUCGGGGCCCCGGACAACGGCUUCUUCCUCCACGGGGGGGAGGCCCCCGACCGCCAGGGGCCCCCCGGCCUGGGCCAAGACCCGUGCUCUCCCGCCAAGGCCGAGCGCGAGCCCAGCUCCCUGUCCACGGACGAGGUGGACACGGGCAUCCACGUGAGGACGGAGGACAUCCAGAGCCUGGACGAGGACUCCUCCUCCCUGAGGGACUACUCAGACAUCGACCCGGACUACGAGACCACCACCCGCUCCUGCCCGCUGCCCAACAGGCAGGACAGGUCUGUGGGGGGGGGAGGAGGAGACGGAGGAGGAGGGGGUGCUAGGGGCGGGCCCGCCGACGACGCCCACCCCGUAGGGGAGAGAGGGGAGGGGGCUGAGAGGAGCAGCCCCCUCCGGCCCCGGGCGGGGUCCACGCUGCCCAGGUCCCACACCGUCAGCCCCGUCUCCUCCUCCACCGGCGGGUCGGGGGUGGUCCGCAUGACCAGCUUCGCCGAGCAGAAGUUCAGGAAGCUGGAAGGGAGGAGCAGCGGGGGGACCACGCCAGAGAGCUCCGAGCUCAACCUGUCCUACCCGCGGCCCGCCAGAGCCCUGUCCCUCGAGAGCGCUGGUCCCCCGCUGCCCAUCAGCUCUCCAAACACGCCCUCACCCAGGGACCCCACCCACCUGCUGGCCUCAGAGAUGGUGCACCUCAAGAUGAAGCUGGAGGAGAAACGCCGGGCCAUAGAGGCCCAGAAGAAGAAGGUGGAGGCAGCUUUCACGCGCCACCGCCAGAGGAUGGGCAGAACAGCCUUCCUCAACGUGGUGCGAAGGAAAGGCAUCACCUCCCCGGUCAGCAGUCACAGCACGGAGUUGGCAGCAGCAGCGGAAGCAGAGCCAGAGCCAGAGCCCGCUCCCAGGGAGCCCAGCGAGCUCGCCAGCCUGGGCCGGGCAGAGAGGUGCAAGCCCGACGGAGCAGCGCCAAAGUCCCCCUGUGAAGACGGCGUGGGUUCUGGGGAGAUCGACAUCACGGAGUACACGCGCUCCAUCGAGAGGCUGAACACGUCGCUGGGCUUCCUGCAGACGGAGAUGCAGCGUCUGGCCCAGCAGCAGGAGACCAUCAUGUCCAUGAGGGAGCAGCAGGCCUGGGUCAUCCCGCCUCCGGCCCCCUCCCCACAUAGACAGCUCAGAGAGCUGCGCAGCAGCAGCGUGGUGGGCCGGGGGUCGGGCCGUGGCUCCAUGGGGUCCCUGUCUCCCAUCCUGUCCUCGUCGGGGUCGCCCCGCGCCCCGCACCGCUCCCCCGCCGGGCUCAAGCGCCGCCCGGCCUCCUUCCACGCCAGGACGCCCCGCACCCCGCGGCCCAACGACCUGAAGGUCACGCCCUUCAGCCGCAUGCUCAACACCCCCACCUCGGUGGACAGCCUGCCCCGGCUGCGGCGCUUCAGCCCCAGCCAGACCCAGACCAGCUCCUUCGCCUACCUGGGUCACGACGAGGGCCCCCUGGCCCUCGACAGCCUGGACCCCCAGGACCCCCUGGACCCCCAGCAGAGGGACAAGCACCCGGAGGAGGGGCCGAGGCAGAGUGCGGGCGCUCUCCGGCCUCCCGCCAAAGGAGCCGACGCCGAGCCCGACCCCGGGGAGCGGCGGGAGGUGGCGGCGGCGGGGAAGGCGACCGAGGGGGUGAUCUCGUCGGAGGUGCGGAGCCAGCCGGGGGCGAACCACCAGGGGCACGGCCGGCGGCAGGGGACGGCGGAGCAGAGCGACCCGGGCAGGAGAGACCUGAGGGAGGUGCCCCUGUUCCAGAAGGACGACACAGAGGAAGAGGCAGCGUUGGAUGGAGGUGCGGGGAGAGAUGCCUACGGAGAUGACCAGAAGAUGUGCUGUGGAUUCUUCUUUAAGGAUGAUGCCAAAGGUCAAGAGGACAUGGCAGCCAAGAGAGAAGCUCUGCUGGAGAAGAGGCUGAGGAGGGAGAAGGAGGCGCAGGAGAAGAAAGUACAGCAGGAACAGGAACAGGAGGAGAAGAAGGAGGCUGCAAGGUUGAGGGCGGAGGAGGAGCUGCAGAAGAAGGACGACGAGAAAGCGAGGAGGGAUUACAUCAAGAACGAGUACUUGAGGAGGAAACAGCUCAAGCUGAUGGACGACAUGAACGACGUCAUCAAGCCCCGCUCAGGAAGCCUGAAGAAAAAGCCCCGCCCUAAAUCCAUCCACCGGGACGUUGUGGAGUCGCCCAAGCCCCCAGUCAGGGCAGCAGGGGUGCGUCCUCGUGGGUAUUCCGUCUCCAGUGUCUCCCUGGCCUCCCUGAACCUCGGUGACAAUGAAAGCAACCAAUCAGACAACAGGAAAACUCCCAGGCCCGACUCCGCGGGGGGCUUUUCUUCCUGUCCGUCAGCUGGAAGCCGCAACGGAGAGAAAGACUGGGAGAUUGAGUCCACCACCUCCUCCACGCCCUCCAACACAGAGUACACAGGACCCAAGUUGUACAAGGAACCAAGUGCCAAAUCAAACAAACACAUCAUACAGAACGCCCUGGCUCACUGCUGCCUGGCGGGCAAGGUCAACGAAGGACAGAAGAACAAGAUACUGGAUGAAAUGGAGAAGUCGGAGGCCAACAACUUCCUGGUGUUGUUCCGCGACGCCGGGUGUCAGUUCAGGUCGGUGUACACCUACUGCCCCGAGUCGGAGGAGAUGACCAGGCUGGCCGGCAUCGGCCCCAAGAGCAUCACCACCAAGAUGGUGGAGGGCCUGUACAAGUACAACUCGGACAGGAAGCAGUUCAGCCAAAUCCCGGCCAAGACCAUGUCGGCCAGCGUGGACGCCGUCACCAUCGCCGGCCACCUGUGGCAGACCAAGAAGCAGAGCACCCCCAAAAAACUGCAGCCCAAGUAGCGCAGGACUGAACACACACACACACACACACAGACGCACGCACACGAAAAAGACAUCUCUCGUUCAUCAGGAUUACCCGUAUGAAUGGGGGCUUGGUGUAAAUAUUUUUUUCAUCCAAGGGCCACGUGGCUGUUGACUUGGCAACUGGAAUGUAGGACGGAGAGCUUCAACAAAAGGGCAUCGCAGUUAACAGAACCGAGUGGGACAACUAAGACUUUUCAAUGAGGGCGGUGUACUGUAUGUGUGUGUGUCUGUCUGUGUGUGUGUGUGUGUGUGUGUGCGUGUGUGUGUAUACUUGUGUUGGCAUGUGUAUCCAUGUUCUUCUGUGCCAAAAAAACGAAAGUGAAGAAGAGGCGAUGGACCUUUGCCUUACCUUGUAGUACCGCUGAAGCACUGAAUGUCACUCCUCAGUUAGAGGCAGUUUGGUUAUUCUGAGUUGAUCAUGUGUGGCCUUAUGCUUGUUGUGUGUCUCUGACGGAGAAGCCUGCGGGGUAAAGUCUGGUGGGUGGCGGUGUACAUGCCUGUCGCAGACUCUGUUGUGAUGUGAGCGUUUUUCCCUCUCCCCUCCCCUUACUCACACAUCUUCUCCACCAUUUCCAGGAGGAAAUGGUUUGGGAGUUUUAACGAAAGAGAGAGAAUGUGAGAACUUUUUUUUGUAUUAGCACUUAGAAUGCAUUGUACAAGGUGAAUGGAACGGUCUAAAUGUGUAUGAAUGGUUAAGUGCCAAGAUUGAGGGAAAUACCUCAAGUUGUUGAAUUGCCGUAACUUUCCAUUGAGUGUAUGAUGAUGGUGAUGAUGAUGAGGAUGAGAAUGAUUAUGAUGAUGAGGAUGAAAUCAUUUAGUGUUUUAUCAUGAAACUUACUCUGGAAAGCACCUACAACCGACUUGUUUAAUUUAUUUCAUUUCACAAUAAUGCUUUGACUGUCUGACACAAGGCAUUUUGGGGAUGAUGUUUUUAUCUGAGUAACACAAUGAACGUAAUGUUUAUGAGUUCAAUAUGCUUGUACAUAAUUGAUAUUUCAUUCAAAAUGAAUGACUGAUUAGUCACCUUUUGAGUAGCUUUAAUCGUUCAUCCUUAGCAUAUAUAAUGUAUCAUAGGGCCUUUUGUCGUACUGAAAAAGCAGUGUGAUCGUUCACCAGUGUUGAUAACACAAUUGUGAUUAGACACCCCUCCACUGUGUCCUUAAUCUGUGCAAUCUAUUGAGAGUUAAUACAAUUCUAAUCACGUUGCAUUCUGUGCAUUAAAUUAGUCACUUUGCUGUGGAUAAAGCCCCCCUAAAUACAUUGAAAUUCACAACCUAAACCUAAAUCAAACGUGUAUAUACCAGAUCGUUAGCAACAAUAAUAGCAGUAGAUGAUCCAACAUAGUUGACCUAAUUGCUCACUGAACCUUCUAACCAUAUUCCCACUCUAACACCGACAUGCAGUUGGUUUUAUUUGUGCAUCGUUACAUGUUAAUUUUCCUUUUUGCAUAUAUCCAUGUAUUAUGUGUUUACACUGUACAUAUAUAUUUUGUCAUAUGAAAGUAUUUUUUGUAAGCUGCAUUUACCGUUGGAGGGUUUGUCAGCACAAUUGUAAAGGAAACAGAACAGUGUUCAGCGUGUAGCUUGGAAAAAAAGGACCUGGUGUGAAGUCCUAAUUCGUGCUCUAGAGUGAUAACUUCAGCAGCACAGAGUGAUCGGAUUCGAGGAGUUUAAAGUCUUACUAUUUUUCCAACCUGAUUUCAUUUUGUUUUUAAUUCAUCAAGACGUUUAUGGACCUUGUUAUUUUCUAUUAAUUUGAGCUAUUAAAUUGCCAACUAUCAACUGUCAUCCUUGUGUCUA
Molecule: messenger RNA, 6950 nt
Organism: Gadus chalcogrammus (walleye pollock)
Lineage: Eukaryota; Metazoa; Chordata; Actinopteri; Gadiformes; Gadidae
Gene: camsap2b
Product: calmodulin regulated spectrin-associated protein family, member 2b
Exons: 21
Coding region: 625-5127 (1500 amino acids)
Biological process (GO): cytoplasmic microtubule organization; negative regulation of microtubule depolymerization; neuron projection development
Cellular component (GO): microtubule minus-end
Molecular function (GO): calmodulin binding; microtubule minus-end binding; spectrin binding
Source: RefSeq, a predicted model, not a curated record